Messenger RNA from Hyalella azteca, 2821 nucleotides. RefSeq lists its product as uncharacterized. NCBI's taxonomy places the organism in Eukaryota, Metazoa, Arthropoda, Malacostraca, Amphipoda, Hyalellidae. The record is from RefSeq and is a predicted model, not a curated record. The transcript has 7 exons. Bases 66 to 1847 code for a protein of 593 amino acids.
UGAAAUUUUCGUGCCUUGACUGCCUUCUAGUCGGAGCAGUUUACUAGGUUCUACGCGUUGCCGGAAUGGCAGAUGAAGCUGGGGUGGAAGACAAGAUGUCAUCAGAGGCUCUAGCGACGCUUGCUUUGCGGCUACAAAAGAAUGCCAGUGAAACACUCAGAUUGAUUGAGUUAUCGUGGGAAGGCUACACCUGUGCGGGGCGCAUCGGCCAUGUCAGCGAGAUGCGACAGCUGCACGCAGAGUUGAUGUCAACGUCAGAGCAGCUGACACAGCACCUGCACACUGCGCCUGACUUCUUGGUCGGCAAGCAGCUCGCUGUGUCGCGCAGGAAGUGUCUCGAGGCUGCCGCCAGAAUUGAAGCUACGCUUGCCGAGAAGGCAUUAAACGCAAGGAAAAGGCGCUGCCGCUCUCAGAACUGUUGUUAUUGCUCAGCCGUACAGUCCAGCGAUGAUCAAGAUGGUAUCAAGGAUGCCAGUGACGACGCGGCGCAAGAUGGGACGUCAGAAAGUUAUGGACUGAGACUCGGUCCUGACGGUUCAUCUAAUGCUUUUUAUCUUAUCCCGGGCGAGGCGCCUACCGAUGACAGGGCACCGCUGCUGCCGUGGCGUGACGACGGCCUUGCAGCGCAGGCGCUAGGGGCGUCGCCCUCAGAUUCUUCACCGCCGCUCUCCCCCAGAGCAUUUAGUCCCUCGUUUCCCUUUAGUCCCUCGGCAUUCAUCCCUCAGCCUGUUAGUUCCUCACCUUCUGUCUUUGUUAGUUCCUCAGCUAUUGUCCCUGUUAGUCCUUCAGCAUUCAUCCCUCAGCCUGUUAGUUCCUCACCUUCUGUCCCUGUUAGCACCUCUGGUUCAGCCUCUCAACCUGUUUGUUCUUCAGGUUUCGUCCCUCAGCCUUUUAGUUCCUCAGCUUUCAUCCCAAUCCCUACCAGUUCCUCAGGUUUUGGCCUUCAAACUGUUAGUCCCUUAGGCUUAGUUCCUGUUUAUUCCUCAAGUUUCAUGCCUGUGCGUUCCUCAACUUUCGUCCCAGUGCCUAUUGGUCCCUCAGGAUUCAUGCCUUCGCCUGUUAGUCCCUCAGGUUUAGUCCCUCAGCCUGUUGGUCCUUCAGGUUUUAUCCCUUUUCCUGAUCACUCUUCCAUUGAUCCGUCUCUGCCUGUUCAUAUUUGUAUUGAUGAAAAGUGGUCCCUGCCAGAUUACUUCUCUGAUGACCUGCAAAUGCCAGAUCUUUCUUCUAUAGAUCUAUCCUUUCCUGUCCAGAGGACUGAAGAUCCAUCCCUUGUUCAAAGCACUGUUGAACCGUCCCUCUCUGUCCAAAAGACUGUUGAUCCUUCCCUUCCUAUCCAGAGAACAGUAGAUCCGUCCCUCCCUGUCCUGAGGACUGUUGAUCCGUUCAUCCCUAUCCAAAGGACUGUUGAACCAUCCCUUCCUGUCCAGAGGACUGUUGAUCCGUCCCUCCCUGUCCAGAGGACUGUUGAUCCGUUUCUCCCUGUCCAAAGGACUGUUGAUCCGUCCCUUCCUGUCCAGAGGACUGUUGAUCCGUCCCUCCCUGUUCAAAGGACUGUUGAUCAGUCACAUCCUGUCCAGAAAACUGUUGGUCAGUCCCCUCCUGUCCAAAAGACUGUUGAUUCAUCCAUGCCCACGCAAACUGCAGAUCCGUCAUUUCCUGUCCAUUUAUCCGUAGACCCGCUGAUGCACCCGUCUGUUGAUCCAUUAUCACCCGUCCACCCGUCUCUCACCCGCAAUUUGACUGCAACUGUCAAAUAUUUGUGCUCGUCGGCUGUCUUGCUCAGAGUUGGAUUUUUCUUGCAGUUAUUCAUAGCUGCUUCCAUGGUGUACUUUUUAGUUAAAUCCUGACGCAUUAAAGUGUUUACUAUGCUUUAACACGCAUACCUCUACUUUAUAUCGGUCCUCCCUGUUAUUUACGUUCUUAAGAUCAUGACUUGUAUUUCUCUUUUAUCAGGAUCAAUGUGCCUCUCGGCCAUAUGUUCUUAAACCAUUCAUUAUGUUCUUUGAGAUAUAGCAAGCUCUUCUGGAACCAAUUUCUUUACUGGAAAUGUUAAAAAAAAAAUUGUAUUCCUAGGAAAUUCUUAUUUCAGUGAUGCUUUAAGUGGAGUUGUUAUUAGCCAGUAAUUCUUAUUUAAUUAACUGGUCUGAUUUUUUAAAUUUCUGUCUUCAAAAUAAUUGUGGAAGAGGAACUUUCCUGUGUAGUCUUUGGUUUGAUCAAUGCUCUACAGUGCGUAAAUCGAGUUUUGAAUUAAUUAGUUCGUAUUUCCGCACUUGCCCCUUAACUCAUCGAGUUAAGAUAUUAUGGCACAUUACAUAUUCAUAAUAAUUACUUUUCCAAUUUUAUUAAAUUUCAAUGUUCUAAGAGUGCGCACUUCAAACGAUGCACAGUAAACACUGAAAUACGUUAGACAUGGUGUACGGUUAUGACUGUAACCUAUUAUUGUAGUUUUUUAUUUACUUCCAUCCUGAAUCAUUCCACUAAACAUAUCAUAUUGUACGAUCCUCCUGCUAUAUUCGCCAGCAAUGUUUUAGUGUAACAUUCCACUUAUCAUUGCCACAAUUUUUAACAAUGAUGUGGAAUUGCCAUAGAUUUGGGAGCAAUAUAUAUUAACUUCACAAGUUAAACUUUGCUAAAACUAAAGUUCAACAUAAGUGCUUCAUUCUUGAAUAUAAAUAUUGACAUAUAGUAUAGUAAAUAUCACUGCAUUUCUCACUGAUCUCUCCGAUGGCUGUGAUUAUGGCAAUAAGUACGUAGCCGUAGUUCACUGAUGGUGUACAAUAUUACUGUACUAAGCUCCUAAUUUUUUACUCGUUGAUUCAUC